CUUUCACCUUUGCUUCUACCCAACGCUUUGUUUGCCAAAUUAUUCAAUAAAAUAACCAUUUUAGCAUAUAGUGGGACUGAACUGUAUUACCAUUCCACUGUUACUAUAACUUAAAUUAAGCAAAAAACACACUUCACCAUGAACAAUAACACUUGGCUUUGAGUAGACCCAGUUGUCAACAAAUUUCAUACUAGAGAGAGAAAGGAACAAUUUUCCUAGAGAGAGAAAACACGGAUUUACAGAUGCUCUGGGUAUGGGCAAAUUGCAAGGACAAAGACUGCCUGUACAACAGCAGCAGAACAACGAUGGGGUUGCUUCUAGAACCUUCUGUGAGAGAUGUUCCUUCGCUUUUUCAAGAAUCGGUUUACAGUUCAGUUUCAAGUGUUCUGCUGUUUUGUUACUGAGUGUUGCCGUUUUUCUAUCUUCGCUCUUCUGGAUUCUUCCGCGUACUGAUAAGUUAUCUGGGUUUGAUGCUAAAGAGGGGAUCAAGCAGGCGGAAAAUACAAGUUGAUAUAUUUUUUUUCUCUGGGGCGCUUCUCAUGAUCAAUUUGGUUACAGCCAGGACGUGCUGUUCCACUACUCAAGCAUACUUCAGAUUGGAGAAGCCAGUUUCAGAUAUUGUUCCCCACAUUACAAGACUGGAGUAUGAUAUUUCGGAAGAGAUUGCUAUCCCUUACAUGAAGGUUUCGGUCCUAUCUGUACAGGAAGCAGGCGUGGCUAACCAGACUAACGUAAUAUUCGGUUUUCUUCCGGAUCCAGUUGAUUCUUCUAGUACUCCAGUGUCCUUAAGUCUGCUGAAGUCUGCUUUAUUGGAACUGUAUCUUCGAGAUACCAAUCUGACAUUAACUUACUCAAUAUUUGGACAACCAUCUUCGUUUGAGGUUUUGAAGUGUCCUGGUGGAAUCACUAUGAUGCCUGACCACAUACCCUUUUGGGGCCUAUCUGAUAUCCUUUUCAAUUUUACUCUCCACAGUUCUAUUGAUGAAAUAAGGGAAAAUUUUACUGCGUUGAAGGAACAACUGAUAGUUGGCUUGCGUCUCAGUCAUAACGAGGAUGUUUUUUUACAGAUAUCAAAUGAAGUUGGCUCUACUAAAGAUCCUCCAGUUAUAGUUGAAGCUUCAGUAUAUUCAGACCAUGGGAGUCUACAACCUCAGAGGUUAAAACAAUUGGCACAAAUAAUUAUGGGAUCUGUUCCUACAUCUAAUCUUGGCCUAGAUAACUCUGUUUUUGGUAAAGUGAAGCAAGUAAAUUUAUCUUCCUUUCUAAACCGUACUGUUCACGCUGUCCCGCCAACUCUUCCUCCUGCUCCUACUCCAGCCCCUGCUCCUGCUUCAAAUGAUCCUUUGUGGCCUUCACCUUCCCCAUCACCGGCUGUUUCUUCAUCUCCAUCUCCAGCUUGUGGAAAAGAGCCCAGCAGUUCUCCAUCUCCCAUAGCUGAUCCACCUUCUCCUGUGACAAACUCUGGUCCACCUUUAAGUAGUUCUGGAAUUGCAGCAAGCCCAUCAUCACAUGCUCCGGCUUAUCCUCCAAAAUUAAGUCCAAGGUUGAAGCUGUCUCCUGGUCCUUCUCCACAAAUGUCUUCGUCAAUGACAUCUUCAUCAUCCUCUUUUGCACCUGGCUUUUCUUUUAAGGAGCUCUGCUUGUUCUGGUUAUUGGGAUUGGCAGUACUUCAUAUCCUUGGUUGGACUUGGUGACAAUGCCAUGUUCUUGUUCGACAAGAUUUUCUCAUUUUCAAAGAAGAAGAGAGAAGUACACUUAGCAACAAACAACUUUAUUUGACUAGGAUUAUAGCAUCUUUUUGCCAAUUAGUUUGUGGUUACCAUGGCAAGUCAUGUUAACCCUAUAUGAACAGAAGAAAUCACAGGUCAAAGCCAAAAGGUGGCAGGCCUCUGUUUGACCAAUGACAUCACAUGAGGACAGUUAAAAAAGAUGUUUCUUCCCGAAGGGAAUGACUACUGAUACAUGCUCAUCUGCAGGUUUUCAAGGAGAUACCAGUCGUUAAGACGUGUUGGUUCUUCUUGAACAAGCUGCAAAAUACUGCAAAGAGAGCAAUAUUUACCUUGGUAUACACGAUGUAUAUUCUUACUUAAAACUGUAAUUAGCUCCUUUUGAUGUGCUAUGCUUUAAUCAGAUAAAAAUAUCAGCCUUUUGGCACUAUGUAUUAUACUAUGUUGCAAAAUGCUGAUUGACAACGUGCUUUAGGGGACAUGGUUCAAAACUUGGUAGAUAAUGGACCCAUCCUUUUACUCUUCUCC
Capsicum annuum is the source of this 2255-nucleotide messenger RNA. RefSeq lists its product as uncharacterized. The record is from RefSeq and is a predicted model, not a curated record. The transcript has 6 exons. Lineage: Eukaryota; Viridiplantae; Streptophyta; Magnoliopsida; Solanales; Solanaceae. Bases 471 to 1694 code for a protein of 407 amino acids.